Molecule: messenger RNA, 560 nt
Organism: Cyanistes caeruleus (blue tit)
Lineage: Eukaryota; Metazoa; Chordata; Aves; Passeriformes; Paridae
Source: RefSeq, a predicted model, not a curated record
CUUGUCCACCACAAAUGCAUCUGUCUCUGUCACGUGCACCUCCUGCCCUCCCCAGUUUCUUUAGCGAAAACCCUUGAGGGCUACAAAGGGAUAAACCAGCAGUUUUUGUUAUUGAUCAGCUCUGGGAGAAGCUGCUGCUUCCCUCGUGGCUCAGCAGCUGCUGCCUUUGCCCAGGUGUUUCUGAAGGAGAAGGCCAGGCAGCUGCUGGAGAGACGAUGGCUCCAGAGGCAGAGCUGGGCUGUUGUCACUCUGCAGAGGAAAUUCCGCUGCCUCCUCCGCCGCCGGCGCCUCCGUGUCCUCCAGGAGAAAGUCACGGUCAUCCAGGCUCACUUCCGAGGGUACCAGGCAAGGAAGCGUUACAGGAGGCUGAAGAAGACUUUGGUGCAAUUUAAAACCAUGAUUUUAAUCUCCAGACCUUUGGUUCGGAGGAGGAAGCGCUGCCAGGUAACAGCAGUCCUGUCAGAGCAAGGUGUACAGGAGGGGCUAUUCCUGCCCUAGGCAGAGCGAGCUGGGGACUGGGUGAGGCCAGGGCAGGGAUAGCCUUGGAAGGUUUGUUGGGA